ACAAACAGAGAUACCUGUACACACACACAGACAUGUACAUACACACACAGAAACAUGUACACACACACGCACAGAGACACAUGUACACACACACACACACACACAUACAUGCACACACACGCAGACACAUGUACACACAUACAUGUACAUACACGCAGACACAUGUACAGAUACACAUAUGUACAUACACACAGUCACAUGUACAAUUGUACAUGCAUACACACACACACACACCCAUAAAAAGUUGCAGUACUUCGUUUUUCACUCACAGAUCCGGGUACUGCACUCUAGGGGGAGGCAGAGAGCACAGCACACACUCCUUCCUUUGCUUUCACUGCGCUCAGCUAUUGAGCAGUCUGACGGCUCCCAGUGCCAAUGACAGAUCUGGCCUGAGCUCCGAGCCUGCGCAGCAAGACGGCCCUGGGGGACACAUUCGCCCCACCAUAAUUUCCACUCGCAAUUGGCGAGCGGGCGAGUGGAAAUGUCAAGUCCUGAACUAGGGU
Staurois parvus is the source of this 503-nucleotide messenger RNA. Lineage: Eukaryota; Metazoa; Chordata; Amphibia; Anura; Ranidae. The record is from the annotation of a GenBank genome assembly.